This is a messenger RNA of Cyclocybe aegerita, 1110 nucleotides long. The record is from the annotation of a GenBank genome assembly. Lineage: Eukaryota; Fungi; Basidiomycota; Agaricomycetes; Agaricales; Hemipholiotaceae.
AUGUUCGAGUUCCCUGGCGUUAAAAGGAAGGAGGCAACCUCCGGCCGUAACAGAGCACAACAUCGAGGAUCAUUGAUUUGCUCUUGGCGCGUGGUAUUCAUAGCUUUCCAUCUCUCCAACAAGUCUGGCAUGUUCCUGCGCGUCAUUCCGCGUCUGUGUCGCGUCAUUAGCACAGAAGCACACCUACCAGCGUCUACAACAUCGCUCGUGAUUUCAACACGCCGGGAAUCCCACUCGGGACCAACGAUCGGGGACCCGUUCGACGCUGGCUCGUCGUCUGCCUCCAUGUCCCAUCCUCGGGAUCUGUCAGGCCCGAGUUCGAGCUCGAUCGCAAGUUCUUCCUCCUCCAGCUCUCCUUCUUCCUCAUCAAUGCCGCCUCCACCGCUUCCAACGGGAGGCGAGUCGUCGAAUAUACCCACCGUUGCUUCCGAAGUUCCGACCUCAUACAAGGCGGAGCCCUCGUUCAGGACCCCGACGUAUUCGAGCCCUCCUUUUCAUACCCACGCUUUCUUCGCUGCAUUAGAGAAGACAUUUCCAGAGGAAACCGCGCGGAGUCUGAUGCGUGCAACGAGAGCACUGCUUGUGGAUCGCAUCGGCCGAGUGCGGAGAGAGGGUCUAACAGUCAAAGAUCUGGAUAAUCAAGCGUAUCUCUUCCGUGCUGCGCUAUCGGAAUUGCGAGCGGAGAUGACGAUGAACACGAAGAAUGACUCGGCUGCCAUUCGUGCUGCCACUGCGGCACUCCGUCGAGAGGUCGAUCGGGUAGACGUGAAGAUGAAGGAAGAUAUUGGGAACCUCAAGCAUGAGAUCCAGAUGGAGCUGGACAGUAGGAAGAAUGAGGCCAAGGCGGAUCGGAGGCAGCAGGAUGUUAGCAUAGAGGAACUUAUGAAUAAGGCUGUCGUAAAUGUCAGUGAUCUACGGACAGACGUCGAAGAAAUAAAGUGGGAUACCAUGCGGAAGGUUGUUUUGACGCUCUCGACGCUUGUGGUGAUUAUUAUUGUCAUGAUGGAGGUACAGCCUAAGUCCAAGCCUCCAAAGAAUCUUCCUCCGCCGUCGCGACCUGAAGUGACAAUACCUACGGAGGGUUUGGAAAGGACCGAAUGGGUUACAUAA